Paramacrobiotus metropolitanus is the source of this 1835-nucleotide messenger RNA. RefSeq names its product leucine-rich repeat and immunoglobulin-like domain-containing nogo receptor-interacting protein 3. Gene Ontology annotation, molecular function: protein binding. NCBI's taxonomy places the organism in Eukaryota, Metazoa, Tardigrada, Eutardigrada, Parachela, Macrobiotidae. The record is from RefSeq and is a predicted model, not a curated record. Gene Ontology annotation, cellular component: extracellular matrix. Bases 843 to 1706 code for a protein of 287 amino acids. The transcript is spliced from 4 exons.
AGCUAGGAGCAGAUCACCGUUCAGAACAGAGAGUCCCACUCUACCGACUGUGUGUGGUUGGUCAUCUAGUACGGUAGAUGUAGUGCAUCUGCCGUAUAGCAUGUCAUGGCGCCUUCCGGAUUUUAACAACCCCUGGGAUUUCUGGACGAAGUUAAGUACAGCACUUAUUUAUGCUGUGGAAGUGACGCUUUAUUUUGGUUUCUGGCCGAAUGGAACUUGUUCUAUUUAAAACUACUCUCAGCCUCUCACAUUAUUCCCAUCUUCGGCAAUAUGAAACGCUUAUUCACACAGUUUCGAAACACAGUGAUAAGGACUGCAGUUACUCCAUGUGUUUGGCUCGUUCUUGUCGCAUGCGCAUCAUGCCAAUGUCCCACACUGCAAUCCGGAAAAUGCCUGGUUGACUGUACUAAUCCGGAGGUGUACCAUAUCGCUUGUGAGGAUAUCCUCGGUGUCGAGUUGUAUAACGAUCUCCUCGUCUAUAACACAUCCGCUCAGCGUAUCCAUCUGUCCUUGUGGAGUUCCCGUAUGAGCCAGUUAACUUCCACCGUGCUCGGUGCUGUAGCCAGUCAGAUUGUGUCACUGGAACUGGACAACUGGAUCAAUCUCAGGAUGUUUCCGGAACUCAACGACCAGCAAGUACUGAAAAGUCUUCGGAUUAUGAACAGCCCGUUGCUGAAGGAUAUGCCGCUGGAGUUAUUGCCGCCACAGAUCGAGCGUCUUGCCUUUUAUGGCGUGGGAAUUUCAAACUGAUAAACGACUUCGAUGAAACACCGGCGUUGCCUGCCGUAACCGAAUUCAUUUUCGACAAUUCCACUUUAAGUUAUAUACAACCCCGAUACUUCAUGGUCUUCCCCAAUUUAACGACUAUCAAAGUGCGCGGGACACGAUUUAUUAUGGAAUUAUUAUCGCAUGAUAUGGUUCGCACGAAGAAACCACUGAAGAUCUUGCACAUCAUUAACAAUGACUUUAGUGGGAUAUCCUUACACAAUCGGGAUAAAGUUAUCGAGGCUACUACGGUGACGGCUGAUCUGGCUGUUAACGCGGAAGUGGACUUUUCGGGUAAUCGUUUGCCGGUGACGAAAAACGCUAUCAUUCAUUUUGCUGCCAUUCGCAACUGCCGGUUUCUCUCGUUAAGAGAUGAUGAAUUCCAGGAUUAUGUUUCAACAAGCUACAUUUUUCAAAAUUUUACUUAUUUGGAGACUCUGGACUUGAGCAACACUUUCAUGCUGAAGUCACCUGGCAGCUUUGCCGGUUUGCCAAAACUGCGCAAGCUGCUGCUCGCCGGUAACGAUUUUGAAGACCUAACCUUUGCCAAUAUAUUCGAAGGCUCUAAAUCAAUCAACCUGGAAGAACUGGACAUCUCGUACAACGGCCUGACCUUCCUUCCGAAAGGACUGAAGAACAUUGUUCCCAGUUUGCGACGGUUGCGCCUUGCCGGCAACAAACUCAAUCUGGAAAAAGUCGGCUAUUUCAUCAAUUAUGUCCAAUCCCAGCAAUUCACAGCCUUCCCCAAGCUGCAGUUAUUGGAUUUGUCACGGAAUAAACUAGAAACGUUUGCCGGCUCAAUGCUCAGCCAUGUUCUUACGCUGGAAACGCUAAAUCUAGGCUGUAAUUAUUUCCGCAACAUUCACAAAGGGUUCUUCAGUGACCUACCGCAAUCGCUGAGAGUCCUAAAUCUCAGUAUGUGCUACAAUUUGACAAAAUAAAGACAUCACUGGACCCGGAUGCUUUUUCGACUCUUCCACCAAAGAUAAGAACCCUGAUUCUAACGGAAGCCGAGCACGCGAAUUCCGUGUUUAAGGUGUUCAAGAAUGCUUCAAUCCCGAACCUGCGUG